CACUAGGGAGCAACCUUUCACCUGCGAACAGUGUGGGAAGAGUUUUGGUCAAAUACAAGGCUUUAAAGCCCACAUGAGAAUUCACACUGGAGAGAGGAAGUUCACAUGCCGAAAGUGUGAAAAAAGCUUUUAUCAUGCUGGACACUUUGCAGCACACAUGAGAAUUCACACUGGGGAGAAGCCUUUCAGCUGUAAACAGUGUGGAAAGAGUUUUUGUCAAAAGCCAAACCUUGAUGAUCACAAGAGAGUUCACACAGGGGAGAAACCUUACACCUGCGAACAGUGUGGAAAGAGUUUUAGUCAAAAACAAAACUUUAAAACCCACAUGAGAAUUCACACUGGAGAGAGGCCAUACACAUGCCAAAAGUGUGGAAAAAGCUUCCGUCAUGCAAUAAACUUGGAAGUGCACAUGAGAACUCAUACUGGAGAAAAGCCUUUCAGCUGUAAACAGUGUAGAAAGAGUUUCAGUAAAAAGCCGAACCUGAUUGCUCACAUGAGAGUUCACACUAGGGAGAAACCUUACACCUGCGAACAGUGUGGAAAGAGUUUUAGUCAAAAACGAGACCUUUACAUCCACAUGAGGAUUCACACUGGAGAGAAACCUUACACAUGCACAGAGUGUGGUAAAGGUUUCUCACAUAUAAGCACACUCAAACACCACAUGAGAACUCACACUGGAGAGAAGCCGUUUGCAUGUGCUCAUUGUAGGCAGUGUUGUUUCAACAAAAGCAAACUUAAGAUUCACAUGAUGAUACACACUGGAGAGAAACCAUUCACAUGCACUCAAUGUGGGAAGAGUUUCAACCAAUCAUCACAACUUAAUGACCACAUGAUGAUCCACACUGGAGAGAAACCAUUUACUUGCACUCAGUGUGGGAAGAGUUUCAACCGCUCAGCACACCUUGAUCAACACAUGAGGAUCCACACUGGAGAGAAACCAUUUACUUGCACUCAGUGUGGGAAGAGUUUCAACCGCUCAUCAAACCUUGAUCAACACAUAAGGAUCCACACUGGAGAGAAACCAAUAACGUGCACUCAGUGUGGGAAGAGUUUUCGCCAAUCCUCAUCCAUUUAUAAACACAUGAGGAUCCACACUGGAGAGAAACCAUUCACAUGCACUCAGUGUGGGAAGAGUUUCAUCCAAUCAUCAAACUUUAAUCUACACAUGAGGAUCCACACUGGAGAGAAACCAUUUACGUGCACUCAGUGUGGGAAGAGUUUCCGCCAAGCAUCAUCACUUAAUAAACACAUGAGGACCCACACUGGAGAGAAACCAUUUACUUGCACUCAGUGUGGGAAGAGUUUCCGCCAAGCAUCAUCACUUAAUAAACACAUGAGGACCCACACUGGAGAGAAACCAUUUACUUGCACUCAGUGUGGGAAGAGUUUCAACAGCUCAUCACACCUUAAUCAACACAUGAGGAUCCACACUGGAGAGAAACCAAUAACGUGCACUCAGUGUGGGAAGAGUUUUCGCCAAUCAUCAUCCCUUUAUAAACACAUGAGGAUCCACACUGGAGAGAAACCAUUCACAUGCACUCAGUGUGGGAAGAGUUUCCGCCAAGCAUCAUCACUUAAUAAACACAUGAGGAUCCACACUGGAGAGAAACCAUUCACAUGCACUCAGUGUGGAAAAAGUUUUAACUGCUCAUCAUACCUUAAACAACACAUGACGAUCCACACUGGAGAGAAACCAUUUACGUGCACUCAGUGUGGGAAGAGUUUCCGCCAAGCGUCAUCACUUAAUAUACACAUGAGGACCCACACUGGAGAGAAACCAUUUACUUGCACUCAGUGUGGGAAGAGUUUCAACCGCUCAUCACACCUUGAUCAACACAUGAGGAUCCACACUGGAGAGAAACCAUUCACAUGCACUCAGUGUGGGAAGAGUUUCAGCCAAUCAUCAAACUUAAAUCUACACAUGAGGAUCCACACUGGAGAGAAACCAUUCACUUGCUCUCAGUGUGGGAAGAGUUUUGGAGGAAAUAGCAAUCUUAAGAUUCACAUGAUAAUCCACACCGGAAAGAAACCAUUCACAUGCACUCAGUGUGGGAAGAGUUUCAGCCAAUCAUCACACCUUAAUGACCACAUGAUGAUCCACACUGGAGAGAAACCAUUCACAUGCACUCAGUGUGGGAAGAGUUUCAUCCGGUUAUCAUUGCUUAAUCAACACAUGAUGAUUCACACUGGAGAGAAACCAUUCACAUGCACUCAGUGUGGGAAGAGUUUCAGGCAAUCAUCAUACCUUAAUGAACACAUGAAGAUCCACACCGGAGAGAAACCAUUCACAUGCACUCAGUGUUGGAAGAGUUUCAGCCGCUCAUCAGAACUUAAUCAACACAUGAGGAUCCACACUGAAGAGAAACCAUUCACAUGCACUCAGUGUGGGAAGAGUUUCAGCUGCUCAUCAUCCCUUAAUAAACACAUGAGGAUCCACACUGGAGAGAAACCAUUCACAUGCACUCAGUGUGAAAAGAGUUUCGGCCGCUCGUCAUACCUUAAUCAACACAUGAGGAUCCACACUGGAGAGAAACCAUUCACAUGCACUCAGUGUGGGAAGAUUUUCGGCCGCUCAUCAUACCUUAAUCAACACAUGAGGAUCCACACUGGAGAGAAACUAUUUACAUGCACUCAGUGUGGGAAGAGUUUCGGCCGCUCAUCACACCUUAAUCAACACAUGAGGAUCCACACUGGAGAGAAACCAUUCACAUGCACUCAGUGUGGGAAGAGUUUCAGACAACCAUCACUCCUUUAUCUACACAUGACUCACAUGAGGAUGCACACUGGAGAGAAACCAUUCUCAUGCUAUCAAUAUGGGAAGAGUUUCAGCAAAUCAUCACUUUAUAGACACAAGAAGAUCCACACCGGUAAAAAAACAUUCUCUUGCACUCAGUGUGGGAAGAGUUUUAACUGCUCAUCACACCUUAAUCAACACAUCAGGAUCCACACUGGAGAGAAACCAUUCAGAUGCACUCAGUGUGGGAAGAGUUUUAACUGCUCAUCACACCUUAAUGAACACAUGAUGAUCCACACUGGAGAGAGACCAUUCACAUGCACUCAGUGUGGGAAGAGUUUUAGCAAAUCAUCGUCGCUUUAUAGACACAUGAAGAUCCACACUGGAGAAAAACCAUUCACUUGCACUCAGUGUAGGAAGAGUUUCACCCAAUCAUCAUCCCUUAAUCUACACAUGAGGAUUCACACUGGAGAGAAACCAUUCACAUGCACUGAGUGUGGGAAGAGUUUCAGUAAAUCAUCAUCGCUUUAUAGACACAUGAAGAUCCACACCGGAGAAAAACCUUUCACUUGCACUGAGUGUGGGAAGAGUUUCAUCCAAUCAUCAUGCCUUAAUGUACACAUGAGGAUCCACACUGGAGAGAAACCUUUCACAUGCACUCAGUGUGGGAAGAGUUUCAUCCACUCAUCACACCUUAAUCAACACCUCAUGAUCCACACUGGAGAGAAACCAUUCAAAUGCACUCAUUGUGGGAAGAGUUUUAGCCAAUCAUACCUUAAAAAACACAUGAAGAUUCACACUGGUGUGAGAGAGUAUAUGUGCUUGGAGUGUGAGAAGACUUUUAUCACAGCUGCAGAAUUGAAACGGCACCAGAGGAUUCACACUGGAGAAAAACCGUACAAGUGUUCACAGUGCAGUAAGAGGUUUACUCACUCAGGAACCCUGAAAACACAUGAGAGGAUUCACACUGGAGAGAAACUGUACAAGUGUUCACAGUGCAGUAAGAGCUUUGGACUUCAACAGCAUGUCAAUAUUCACAUGAUAAUCCACACUGGAGAGAAACCAUUCAUGUGCACUCAGUGUGGGAAGAGUUUCCGCCAAGCAUCAUCACUUAAUAAACACAUGAGGAUCCACACUGGAGAGAAACCAUUCACAUGCACUCAGUGUGGAAUAAGUUUUAACUGCUCAUCAUACCUUAAACAACACAUGAGGAUCCACACUGGAGAGAAACCAUUUACUUGCACUCAGUGUGGGAAGAGUUUCAACCGCUCAUCAAACCUUGAUCAACACAUAAGGAUCCACACUGGAGAGAAACCAAUAACGUGCACUCUGUGUGGGAAGAGUUUUCGCCAAUCAUCAUCCCUUUCUAAACACAUGAGGACCCACACUGGAGAGAAACCAUUUACGUGCACUCAGUGUGGGAAGAGUUUCCGCCAAGCAUCAUCACUUAAUAAACACAUGAGGACCCACACUGGAGAGAAACCAUUUACUUGCACUCAGUGUGGGAAGAGUUUCAACCGCUCAUCACACCUUAAUCAACACAUAAGGAUCCACACUGGAGAGAAACCAAUAACGUGCACUCAGUGUGGGAAGAGUUUCCGCCAAUCAUCAUCCCUUUAUAAACACAUGAGGAUCCACACUGGAGAGAAACCAUUCACAUGCACUCAGUGUGGGAAGAGUUUCAGCCAAUCAUCAAACUUUAAUCUACACAUGAGGAUCCACACUGGAGAGAAACUUAUAACGUGCACUCAGUGUGGGAAGAGUUUUCACCAAUCAUCAUCCCUUUAUAAACACAUGAGGAUCCACACUGGAGAGAAACCAUUCACAUGCACUCAGUGUGGGAAGAGUUUCCGCCAAGCAUCAUCACUUAAUAAACACAUGAGGAUCCACACUGGAGAGAAACCAAUAACGUGCACUCAGUGUGGGAAGAGUUUCCGCCAAACAUCAUCACUUAAUAAACACAUGAGGAUCCACACUGGAAAGAAACCAUUCACAUGCACUCAGUGUGGAAUAAGUUUUAACUGCUCAUCAUACCUUAAACAACACAUGAGGAUCCACACUGGAGAGAAGCCAUUUACUUGCACUCAGUGUGGGAGGAGUUUCAACCGCUCAUCAAACCUUGAUCACCACAUGAGGAUCCACACUGGAGAGAAACCAUUUACUUGCACUCAGUGUGGGAAGAGUUUCAACCGCUCAUCAAACCUUGAUCAACACAUAAGGAUCCACACUGGAGAGAAACCAAUAACGUGCACUCUGUGUGGGAAGAGUUUUCGCCAAUCAUCAUCCCUUUCUAAACACAUGAGGACCCACACUGGAGAGAAACCAUUUACUUGCACUCAGUGUGGGAAGAGUUUCAGCCAAUCAUCAAACUUUAAUCUACACAUGAGGAUCCACACUGGAGAGAAACCAUUUACGUGCACUCAGUGUGGGAAGAGUUUCCGCCAAGCAUCAUCACUUAAUAAACACAUAAGGAUCCACACUGGAGAGAAACCAAUAACGUGCACUCAGUGUGGGAAGAGUUUUCGCCAAUCAUCAUCCCUUUAUAAACACAUGAGGAUCCACACUGGAGAGAAACCAUUCACCUGUAAACAGUGUGGAAAGAGAUACAGUCAAAAGUCACACCUGAGAGUUCACAUGAGAGUUCACACUAAAGAGAAACCUUACACCUGUGAACAGUGUGGAAAGAGUUUUGGUUAUAUGCAAGGCUUUAGAACCCACAUGAGAAUUCACACUGGAGAGAGGCCGUACACAUGCCAACAGUGUGGAAAAAGCUUCUAUUAUGCAGGAAGCAUUGCGGUGCACAUGAGAACUCACACUGGGGAGAAGCCUUUCAGCUGUGCACAGUGUAGAAAAAGUUUCAGUCAAAAGCAGAACCUUGACAUUCACAUGAAAGUUCACACUAUGGAGAAACCUUACACCUGCGAACAGUGUGGAAAGAGUUUUGGUUAUGUACAAGGCUUUAAAACCCACAUGAGAAUUCACACUGGAGAGAGGCCGUACACAUGCCAACACUGUGGACAAACCUUCUAUCAUGCAGGAAACUUUGCAGUGCACAGGAGAAUUCAUACUGGAGAGAGGCCAUACACAUGCCAACAGUGUGGACAAACCUUUCAUCAUGGAGGAAACUUUGCAGCACACAUGAGAAUUCACACUGGGGAAAAGCCUUACUCUUGCCCUCAGUGUGGAAAGAGUUUUAAGCGAAAUGGCUCCCUUGAAGACCACAUGAGAACACACACUGGAGAGAGAAUUUUUACUUGCACACAGUGUGGGAAAAGUUUCUCUCAAAAACAAAGCCUUCACAUCCACAUGAGGAUUCACACUGGAGAGAAACCUUACACAUGCACAGAGUGUGGUAAAAGUUUCAUAUGUAAAAACGCACUCGAUUACCACAUGAAAACUCACACCGGAGAGAAGCCGUUUGCAUGUAAUCAGUGUGGAAAGAGCUUCAUAACCAAAGCUAGCCUUAAGAAUCACAUGAAUGGUCACACUGGAACCAUAGUGUUCACAUGUGAUCAGUGUGGAAAGACUCUCACACGCAAAGACUCCAAACCUUACACCUGCGAACAGUGUGGAAAGAGUUUUGGUAAAAAACAAAGCUUUAAAACGCACAUGAGAAUUCACACUGGAGAGAGGCCGUACACAUGCCAACAGUGUGGACAAACCUUCUAUCAUGUAGGAAACUUUGCAGCACACAAGAGAAUUCACACUGGGGAGAAGUCUUACCAUUGCCUUCAGUGUGGAAAGAGUUUUAAGCAAAAUGGCACCCUUACAGUCCACAUGAGAACUCACACUGGAGAGAGGCCGUACACAUGCCAACAGUGUGGAAAAAGCUUCUAUACUACAGAAAAUUUUACACAGCACAUGAGAAUUCACACUGGAGAAAGGCCAUACACAUGCCAACAGUGUGGAAAAAGCUUCUAUAAUACAGGAAACUUGGCAGCGCACAUGAGAAUUCACACUGGGGAGAAGCCUUACUCUUGCCUUCAGUGUGGAAAGAGUUAUAAGCAUAAUGGCAACCUUAAAGCUCACAUGAGAACACACACUGGAGAGAGAAUUUUUACUUGCACACAGUGUGGGAAAAGUUUCUCUCGAAAACAAAGCCUUCACAUCCACAUGAGGAUUCACACUGGAGAGAAACCUUACAGAUGCACACAGUGUGGGAAAAGUUUCUCUCGAAAACAAAGCCUUCACAUCCACAUGAGGAUUCACACUGGAGAGAAACCUUACAGAUGCACAGAGUGUGGGAAAAGUUUCCCAUAUAAAAGCACACUCAAUCACCACAUGAGAACUCACACUGAAGAGAAGCCGUUUGCCUGCACUCAGUGUGGAAGGAAUUUUGGAAGAAAAGGCGAUCUUAAGAUUCACAUGAGGAUCCACACUGGAGAGAAACCAUUCACAUGCACUCAGUGUGGGAAGAGUUUCAGCAAAUCAUCAUCCCUUAAUCAACACAUGAGGAUCCACACUGGAGAGAAACCAUUCACAUGCACUCAGUGUGGGAGGAGUUUCAGCCAAUCAUCAUACCUUAAUAAACACAUGAUGAUCCACACUGGAAAGAAACCAUUCACUUGCACUCAGUGUGGGAAAAGUUUUAGGCAAUCAUCAUCCCUUAAUUACCACAUGAUGAUCCACGCUGGAGAGAAACCAUUCACAUGCUCCCAGUGUGGGAAGAGUUUCAGUUGCUCAUCUCACCUUAAUAAACACAUGAUGAUCCACACUGGAGAGAAACCAUUCUCAUGCACUCAGUGUGGGAAGAGUUUCAGACACUCAUUAUUUCUUAAACAACACAUGAUGAUCCACACUGGAGAGAAACCAUUCACAUGCACUCAGUGUGGGAAGAGUUUCAGCCAAUCAUCAUCCCUUAAUCACCACAUGAGGAUCCACACUGGAGAGAAACCAUUCACAUGCACUGAGUGUGGGAAGAGUUUCAUACAAUCAUCACAACUUAACCGACACAUCAUGAUCCACACUGGAGAGAAACCAUUCACAUGCACUCAGUGUGGAAAGAGUUUUAGCCAAUCAUCAAACUUUAAUCAACACAUGAUGAUCCACACUGGAGAGAAACCAUUCACAUGCACUCACUGUGGGAAGAGUUUCAGCAAAUCAUCAUCCCUUAAUGAACACAUGACUAUCCACUCUGGAGAGAAACCUUUCACAUGCACUCAGUGUAGGAAGAGUUUCAGUUGCUCAUCUCACCUUAAUCACCACACGAGGAUCCACACUGGAGAGAAACUAUUCUCAUGCACUCAGUGUGGAAAGAGUUUCAGACGCUCAUCAUCUCUUAAAGAACACAUGAGGAUCCACACUGGAGAGAAACCAUUCACAUGCACUCAGUGUGGAAAUCGCUUCAGCCGAUCAUCAAACCUUAAUCAACACACGAUGAUCCACACCGGAGAGAAACCAUUCACUUGCACUCAGUGUGGGAAGAGUUUCAGCCAAUCAUCAUCCCUUAAUCAACACAUGAGGACCCACACUGGAGAGAAACCAUUUACAUGCACUCAGUGUGGGAAGAGUUUCAUACAAUCAUCACAACUUAACCGACACAUGAGGAUCCACACUGCAGAGAAACCAUUUACUUGCACCUAAUGUGGAAAGAGUUUGGCAAGCAAAAGCAAACUAAAGACUCACAUGAGGAUCCACACUGGAGAGAAACCAUUCACAUGCACUCAGUGUGGGAAGAGUUUCAGCCACUCAUCAUACCUUAAUCAACACAUGAGGAUCCACACUGGAGAGAAACCAUUAACAUGCCCUCAGUGUGGGAAGAUUUUUAGCAAAUCAUCAUCGCUUUAUAGACACAUGAUGAUCCACACUGGAGAAAAACCAUUCACAUGCACUCAGUGUGGGAAGAGUUUCUGCGAUUCAUCAUACCUCAAAAAACACAUGAGGAUCCACACUGGAGAGAAACCAUUCACAUGCACUCAGUGUGGGAAGAGUUUCUGCGAUUCAUCAUACCUCAAAAAACACAUGAUGAUCCACACUGGAGAAAAACCAUUUACAUGCACUCAGUGUGGGAAGAGUUUCAGCAAAUCUUCGUCGCUUUAUAGACACAUGAGGAUCCAUACCGGAGAAAAACCAUUCACUUGCACUCAGUGUGGGAAGAGUUUCGGCCGCUCAUCAUCCCUUAAUAAACACAUGAGGAUCCACACUAGAGAGAAACCAUUCACAUGCCCUUAGUGUGGGAAGAGUUUCAUCCACUCAUCACACCUUAAUCAACACAUCAUGAUCCACACUGGAAAGAAACCAUUCACAUGCACUCAGUGUGGGAAGAGUUUUAGCCAAUCAUCAUACCUUAAAAACCACAUGAUGAUCCACACUGGAGAGAAACCAUUCACAUGCACUCAGUGUGGGAAGAGUUUCAACCAAUCAUCAUCCUUUAAUCAACACAUGAGGAUCCACACUGGAGAGAAACCAUUCACAUGCACUCAGUGUGGGAAGAGUUUUAACUGCUCAUCACACCUUAAUGACCACAUGAUGAUCCACACUGGAGAGAAACCAUUCGCAUGCACUCAGUGUGGAAAGAGUUUUCGCCAAUCAUCAUCCCUUAAUCAACACACUAGGAUUCACACUGGAGAGAGACCAUUCACAUGCACUCAGUGUGGGAGGAGUUUUAAAUGCUCAUCACACCUUAAUAAACACACGAUGAUCCACACUGGAGAGAAACCAUUUACAUGCACUCAGUGUGGGAAGAGUUUCCGCCAAUCAUCAUCCUUUAAUAAACACAUGAGGAUCCACACUGGAGAGAAACCUUUCACAUGCACUCAGUGUGGGAAGAGUUUUAACUGCUCAUCACAAAUUAAUGAACACAUGAGGAUCCACACUGGAAAGAAACCAUUCACAUGCACUCAGUGUGGGAAGAGUUUCAGUCAGUCAUCAUACCUUAAUAGACACACAAGGAUCCACACUGGAGAGAAGCCAUUCACAUGUACACUGUGUGGGAAGAGUUUUAACCGCUCAUCAAACCUUAAUAAACACAUGAGGAUCCACACUGGAGAGAAACCAUUCACAUGCACUCAAUGUGGGAAGAGUUUCAGCGUAUUAUCAUCCCUUAAUCUACACAUGAGGAUCCACACUGGAGAGAAACCAUUUACAUGCACUCAGUGUGGGAAGAGUUUCAGCCUAUCAUCAAACCUUAAUAAACACAUGAGGAUCCACACUGGAGAGAAACCAUUCACAUGCCCUCAGUGUGGGAAGAGUUUCAGCUGUUCAUCACAGCUAAAUCAUCACAUGAGAAUCCACACUGGAGAGAAACCAUUCACAUGCACUCGGUGUGGGAAGAGUUUCAGCCAAUCACCACACCUUAAUAAACACAUGCUGAGCCACACUGGAGAGAAACCAUUUACAUGCACUCAGUGUGGCAAGAGUUUCAGCCAAUCAUCAAACCUUAAUCAGCACAUGAGGAUCCACACCGGAGAGAAACCAUUCACAUGCCCUCAGUGUGGCAAGAGUUUUUACUGCUCAUCACACCUUAAUAAACACAUGAGGAUCCACACUGGAGAGAAACCAUACACUUGCACUCAGUGUGGGAAGAGUUUUAACUGCUCAUCACACCUUAAUCAACACAUCAGGAUCCACACUGGAGAGAAACCAUUCAGAUGCACUCAGUGUGGGAAGAGUUUUAACUGCUCAUCACACCUUAAUGAACACAUGAUGAUCCACACUGGAGAGAAACCAUUCACAUGCACUCAGUGUGGGAAGAGUUUUAGCAAAUCAUCGUCGCUUUAUAGACACAUGAAGAUCCACACUGGAGAAAAACCAUUCACUUGCACUGAGUGUAGGAAGAGUUUCAGCCAAUCAUCAUCCCUUAAUCUACACAUGAGGAUCCACACUGGAGAGAAACCAUUCACAUGCACUGAGUGUGGGAACAGUUUCAGUAAAUCAUCAUCGCUUUAUAGACACAUGAAGAUCCACACCGGAGAAAAACCUUUCACUUGCACUGAGUGUGGGAAGAGUUUCAUCCAAUCAUCAUGCCUUAAUGUACACAUGAGGAUCCACACUGGAGAGAAACCUUUCACAUGCACUCAGUGUGGGAAGAGUUUCAUCCACUCAUCACACCUUAAUCAACACCUCAUGAUCCACACUGGAGAGAAACCAUUCAAAUGCCCUCAGUGUGGGAAGAGUUUUAGCCAAUCAUACCUUAAAAAACACAUGAAGAUUCACACUGGUGUGAGAGAGUAUAUGUGCUUGGAGUGUGAGAAGACUUUUAUUACAGCUGCAGAAUUGAAACGGCACAAGAGGAUACACACUGGAGAAAAACCGUACAAGUGUUCACAGUGCAGUAAGAGGUUUGCUCACUCAGGAACCCUGAAAACACAUGAGAGGAUUCACACUGGAGAGAAACUGUACAAGUGUUCACACUGCAGUAAGAGUUUGGCAAGCAAAAGCAAACUUAAGAUUCACAUGAGGAUCCACACUGGAGAGAAACCAUUCACAUGCACUCAGUGUGGUAAGAGUUUCAUCCAAUCAUCAAACUUUAAUAAUCACAUAAAGAUCCACACUGGAGAGAAACCAUACACUUGCACUCAGUGUGGGAAGAGUUUCAUCCAAUCAUCAAACCUUAAUAAUCACAUGAAGAUCCACACUGGAGAGAAACCAUUCACAUGCCCUCAGUGUGGAAAGAGUUUUGGAAUACAAAGCAGUCUUAAAAUUCAGAUGAGGAUCCACACGGGAGAGAAACCAUUCACAUGUACUCAGUGUGGGAGGAGUUACCACCAAUCAUCAAACCUUAAUAAUCACAUGAAAAGCCACACUGGAGAGAAACCAUUCACAUGCACUCAGUGUGGGAAGAGUUUUGGAAUACAAAACACUCUUAAAAUUCACAUGAGGAUCCACACUGGAGAGAAACCAUUCACAUGCACUCAGUGUGGGAGGAGUUUCAACCAAUCAUCAUCCCUUAAUCUACACAUGAUGAUUCACACUGGGGAGAAACCAUUCACAUGCACUCAGUGUGGGAAGAGGUUUAGCCAAUCAUCAAACUUUAAUAAACACAUGAAGAUCCACAGUGGAGAGAAACCAUUUACAUGCCACCAGUGUGGAAAGAGUUUUAGCAUACCAUCACACUUUAAUCUACACAUGAGGAUCCACACUGGAGAGAAACCAUUCACAUGCACUCAGUGUGGGAAGAGUUUCAGCCAUUCAUCAAACCUCAAUUCACACAUGAGGAUCCACACUGGAGAGAAACCAUUUACAUGCACUCAGUGUGGAAAGAGUUUCAGCCAAUCAUCAUCCCUUAAUUUACACAUGAGGAUCCACACUGGAGAGAAACCAUUCACUUGCACUCAGUGUGGGAAGAGUUUCAGCCAAUCAGCACACCUUAAUAAACACAUUCACAUGAGGAUCCACACUGGAGAGAAACCAUUCAAAUGCACUCAAUGUGGGAAAAGUUUUAACCGCUCAUCAGACCUUCAUCAACACAUGAGGAUCCACACUGGAGAGAAACCAUUCACAUGCACUCAGUGUGGGAAGAGUUUCAGCCAAUCAUCACACUUUAAGCAACACAUGAGGAUCCACACUGAAGAGAAACCAUUCACAUGCACUCAGUGUGGGAAGAGUUUCAGCCAAUAAUCAAACCUUAAUCGACACAUGAGGAUCCACACUGGAGAGAAACCAUUCACAUGCACUCAGUGUGGGAAGAGUUUCAGCCACAAAAGCAAAUUAAAGACUCACAUGAGGAUCCACACUGGAGAGAAACCAUUCACAUGCACUCAGUGUGGGAAGAGUUUUAGCAAAUCAUCAUCGCUUUAUAGACACAUGAAGAUCCACACCGGAGAAAAACCAUUCACUUGCACUCAUUGUGGGAAGAGUUUCAACCACUCAUCAUUCCUUAAUCUACACAUGAGGAUCCACACUGGAGAGAAACCAUUAACAUGCCCUCAGUGUGGGAAGAGUUUUAGCAAAUCAUCGUCGCUUUAUAGACACAUGAAGAUCCACACUGGAGAAAAACCUUUCACAUGCACUCAGUGUGGGAAGAGUUUUAGCUGCUCAUCAUCCCUUAAUAAACACAUGAGGAUCCAUACCGGAGAAAAACCAUUCACUUGCACUCAGUGUGGGAAGAGUUUCAGCCUAUCAACAUCCCUUAAUCAACACAUGAGGAUCCACACUGGAGAGAAACCAUUCACAUGCCCUCAGUGUGGGAAGAGUUUCAGCACAUCAUCACACCUUAAAAACCACAUGAAGAUUCACACUAGUGUAAAAGAGUAUGUGUGCUUGGAGUGUGAGAAGACUUUUAUUACAGCUGCAGAAUUGAAACGGCACCAGAGGAUUCACACUGGAGAUAAACCGUACAAGUGUUCACACUGCAGUAAAAGGUUUACUCAUUUAGGAACCCUGAAAAAACAUCAGAGGAUUCACGCUGGAGAUAAACUGAAUCAAUGUCUUUCAUGUGGGAAGAGUUUUGGAAGAAAAAACAAUCUUAAGAGUCACAUGAGGAUCCACACUGGAGAGAAACCAUUCACAUGCACUCAAUGUGGGAAGAGUUUCCGCCGCUCAUCACAACUUGAUCAACACAUGAGGAUCCACACUGGAGAGAAACCAUUUACAUGCACUCAGUGUGGGAAGAGUUUCCGCCGCUCAUCACAACUUGAUCAACACAUGAGGAUCCACACUGGAGAGAAACCAUUUACAUGCACUCAGUGUGGGAAGAGUUUCCGCCGCUCAUCAUCCCUUAAUCAACAUAUGCGGAUCCACACAGGAGAGAAACCAUUCACUUGCGCUCAGUGUGGGAAAAGUUUCAGUAAGUCAUCAUACCUUAAUCAACAUAUGAGGAUCCACACGAAAGAUAAACCAUUCACAUGCACUCAGUGUGGGAGGAGUUUCAGUCACUCAUCAUCCCUUAAACACCACAUUAGGAUCCACACUGGAGAGAAACCAUUCACGUGCGCUCAGUGUGGGAAGAGUUUUAACAGUUCAUCGCACCUUCAUAAACACAUGAGGAUCCACACUGAAAACACAUGCACUCAGUGUGGGAAGAGUUUCCGUCUAUCAUCAUCCCUUAAUUUACACAUUAUGAUCCACACUUGAGAGAAACCAUUUACUUGCACUUGAUGUGGAAAGAGUUUUGCAUGCAAAAGCAAACUUAAUAUUCACAUGAUGAUCCACACUGGAGAGAAACCAUUCACAUGCACUCAGUGUGGGAAGAGUUUCAUCCAAUCAUCACACCUUAAUCAACACAUGAGGAUCCACACUGGAGAGAAACUAUUUACAUGCACUGAGUGUGGGAAGAGUUUCAGCCUGUCAUCUUCCCUUUAUAACCACAUGAGGAUCCACACUGGAGAUAAACCAUUCACAUGCACACAGUGUGGAAAGUGUUUUAGCUAUUCCUCACACCUUAAUCACCAUAUGAGGAUCCACACAGGAGAAAAACCAUUCACAUGCUCUCAAUGUGGUAAGAGUUUCAGUUGCGCUUCGAACCUUUAUCAACACAUGAGGAUCCACACUGGAGAGAAACCAUUUACAUGCACUCAGUGUGGGAAGAGUUUCAGCCAAUCAUCAUACCUUAAUCUACACAUGCGGAUCCACACCGGAGAGAAACCAUUCACUUGCACUCAGUGUGGGAAGAGUUUCAGCCAAUCAUCAUCCCUUUAUAACCACAUGAGGAUCCACACUGGAGAGAAACCAUUCACAUGCACUCAGUGUGGGAAGAGUUUCAGCUACUCACACCUUAAUCACCACAUGAGGAUGCACACUGGAGAGAAACCAUUCACUUGCGCUCAGUGUGGGAAGAGUUUCAGCUGCUCUUCAAACCUUCAUAAACACAUGAGGAUCCACACUGGAGAGAAACCAUUUACAUGCACUCAGUGUGGGAAGAGUUUCAGCCAAUCAUCAUACCUUAAUCUACACAUGCGGAUCCACACUGGAGAGAAAUCAUUCACAUGCACUCAGUGUGGGAAGCGUUUCAUUCACUCAUCAUCCCUUAAACUACACAUGAUGAUUCACACUGGAAAGAAAUCAUUCAUUUGCACUUAAUGUGGAAGGAGUUUGGCAAACAAAAGCAAACUUAAGAUUCACAUGAGGAUUCACACUGGAGAGAGACCAUUCACAUGCAUUCAGUGUGGGAAGAGUUUCAUCCGUUCAUCAUCCCUUAAUGUACACAUGAUGAGCCACACUUGAGAGAAACCAUUCUCUUGCACUCAGUGUGGAAAGAGUUUAGCAAGCAAAAGCAAACUUAAGAUUCACAUGAGGAUUCACACUGGAGAGAAACCAUUCACAUGCACUCAGUGUGGGAAGAGUUUCAGCCAAUCAUCAUCCCUUAAUAAACACAUGAGGAUCCACACUGGAGAGAAACCAUUCACAUGCACUCAGUGUGAAAAGAGCUUCAGCCAAUCAUCACACCUUAAUGAACACAUGAUGAUUCACACUGGAAAGAAACCAUUUACAUGCACUCAAUGUAGGAAGAAUUUUUAUUGCUCAUCACACCUUAAUAAACACAUGAGGAUCCACACUGGAGAGAAACCAUUCACUUGCACUCAGUGUGGUAAGAGUUUCAGCCGAUCAUCAUCCCUUAAUCUACACAUGAGGAUCCACACUGGAGAGAAACCCUUCACAUGCACUCGGUGUGGGAAGAGUUUUAACUGCUCAUCCUCCCUUAAUCUACACAUGAGGAUCCACACUGGAGAGAAACCCUUCACAUGCACUCGGUGUGGGAAGAGUUUUAACUGCUCAUCCUCCCUUAAUCUACACAUGAGGAUCCACACUGGAGAGAAACCCUUCACAUGCACUCGGUGUGGGAAGAGUUUUAACUGCUCAUCCUCCCUUAAUCGACACAUGAGGAUCCACACUGGAGAGAAACCAUUCACAUGCACUCAGUGUGGAAAAGGUUUUUUCAGCAAAUCAUCACUUUAUAGACACAAGAAGAUCCACACCGGUAAAAAAACAUUUACUUGCACUCAGUGUGGGAAGAGUUUUAACUGCUCAUCACACCUUAAUCAACACAUCAGGAUCCACACUGGAGAGAAACCAUUCAGAUGCACUCAGUGUGGGAAGAGUUUUAACUGCUCAUCACACCUUAAUGAACACAUGAUGAUCCACACUGGAGAGAAACCAUUCACGUGCACUCAGUGUGGGAAGAGUUUUAGCAAAUCAUCGUCGCUUUAUAGACACAUGAAGAUCCACACUGGAGAAAAACCAUUCACUUGCACUGAGUGUAGGAAGAGUUUCAGCCAAUCAUCAUCCCUUAAUGUACACAUGAGGAUCCACACUGGAGAGAAACCAUUCACAUGCACUGAGUGUGGGACCAGUUUCAGUAAAUCAUCAUCGCUUUAUACACACAUGAAGAUCCACACCGGAGAAAAACCUUUCACUUGCACUGAGUGUGGGAAGAGUUUCAUCCAAUCAUCAUGCCUUAAUGUACACAUGAGGAUCCACACUGGAGAGAAACCUUUCACAUGCACUCAGUGUGGGAAGAGUUUCAUCCACUCAUCACACCUUAAUCAACACCUUAUGAUUCACACUGGAGAGAAACCAUUCAAAUGCACUCAUUGUGGGAAGAGUUUUAGAGUGACAGGAAACUUAACGGUGCACAUGAGAAUUCACACUGGGGAGAAGCCUUACACCUGUGAACAGUGUGGAAAGAGUUUUUGUAAAAAAGAAAACUUUAAAACCCACAUGAGAAUUCACACUGGAGAGAGGCCGUACACAUGCCAACAGUGUGGAAAAAGCUUCUAUCAUUCAGGAAACUUGAUAAUGCACAUGAGAAUUCACACUGAGGAGAGGCCUUACUCUUGCCUUCAGUGUGGAAAGAGUUUUAAGCAAAAUGGCAAUCUUGAAGUCCACAUGAGAACACACACUGGAGAGAAAAGAUUUACUUGCACACAGUGUGGGAAAAGUUUUGUUAAAAAACAAAACCUUGACAUCCACAUGAGGAUUCACACCGGAGAGAAACCUUACACAUGCACAGAGUGUGGUAAAAGUUUCACAUAUAAAAGCUCACUCAAUAACCACAUGAGAACUCACACCGGAGAGAACCCGUUUGCAUGUGCUCAGUGUGGAAAGAGCUUCUCAAGCAAAUCUAGCCUCAUGAACCACAUGAAUGGUCACACUGGAACCAUAGUGUUCACAUGUGAUCAGUGUGGAAUUAAACUCAAACGCAAAGACUACAUUAGGCGACACAUGAAGACCCACUCAAGAGAGGAUCAUUUUAGAUGCAAUGAGUGUGGAAAGGGCUUUACCCAUAAAAGAAGCCUCAGCGCUCACAUGAAGCUUCACAAUGAAGAGCAGAGUCCUGAAAAAUGAGGCCUUGUCCACACAAACACGGGUAUAUUCA
Molecule: messenger RNA, 16988 nt
Organism: Danio rerio (zebrafish)
Lineage: Eukaryota; Metazoa; Chordata; Actinopteri; Cypriniformes; Danionidae
Source: RefSeq, a predicted model, not a curated record